UCGGAAUUUCGAAUAAUUACCCCUUUCUCAGGGGUGGGGAUUGUGGGGUGGUUUAAGUGUCGAGUUUUCGCGGAGUUUUGGCGACACUACCACGAAAACACGGUAAAUGGGGCGCUUUUCGGGCCGACUUUUUGUCCGUUGUGUUGGUGGUUUGACGACGCCAAGCCGCAUGGUAUCAUGGGAUAAUCAUGUACGUCUGUGACAAGUGAAACUAUUCGCGUUUUGAAGACACGAUUCGUGGAGGUUUAAUGUGCGGGACAAAAUGAGCGACGACGAAGGCCCGAAAUACAAAGAUGGAGACAUUGUUUGGGUCAAAUUGGGCUCUUGUUGGUGGCCCGGAGAAGUCACAGACAACGCUCCUGAGGACUACUCGUCCAAAAAGCCGCCUCUGGCGAUUGUAAAGUUUUUUAAUGAAAGCACAUAUGAAUUUGUUAAAAGUCACAACAAUAUUUACUACUAUAACUGCGACAGGAAGAAUGAGUUUAUUAAAAAGGGCAUGGAUUCCUUCCGUGCUAACAACACCCACAUGGCGAAAUUCCCGGGUGACGUGAGUCUAGCUGAGAUACGCACAGACGGCAACCCCAACAUCCUCAGCGACCCCAUUUUCGCCCCCCAGAAGCAAAAUCGCAGCACUAUUAUUGCGGAGGUUUUCGGCAGCCCUAGCCCCAAGAAAACUCCCAAGGAAAGCAAGCAUGUGCGACGCGUCGCUUCAAAAAACUCGUCGAAGAAGCCCAAGGUGAACAUCACCCACCGGAGGUUUCUGGGCUGCGACGACUACGAGGCCCACAUCCGGGUGCAGUACCCCGGCAAGGACACCGAGCACUUGAGCAGUGACGAGGAAAUUGUGCGUUUGAAUGCCGAACCCAGCCAGACUUUCAAUUGUUCGACGUGCUCGUUUAACACGAAUCGCUUGGAAGUGAUGUUGUUCCACGUCCAGUGCCAUAUCAAAGGCAUCGCGUCGCCUGUGCACGUGAAGAAAAAAGCGUCCCCGAAGAAGAAGAAAACGCGGGUUAUUCAAAAACACAUAACUUCUGACGAUGACAGAACUAACUCUAGUGCUGGCUACUUUGACACGGACAGUGAAGAAGAGAAGCCGAAGCCGAAGAAGAAGAAACGAGCGGCGCCGAGCCCGAAGAAGCCGAAGCCCAAACAAGUCGAGGAGGAGAAAACCGCGACGGAUAUCCGCAGCAACUUGUUGGCGGAGUGGAGCGACAGCGAAGAUAACGAAGAAAUCGAAACCAGUCGAAUCGACACGAGCGGGGAGAUUAGCGACAAGAAAGAAGACAAAGAAGACGACAAAGACAAAGAAAACGAGAAAGAAAGUAAAAGUGAAGAUCAAACUAAUAAAGAUUCAAAUAAAUCGUGCUUCGAUUUCGACGAAGAAGACGAAGAUAGUAGUAUAGUCCACACGGCGGUGGGGCGCAAAAUCCCCCGAGUCAUCCCUCCAACUGACAAGCGAAAAUCGACCGAUCCGGAUAACGAAGACGCGAGUCUCCCGGUAGCCGAAGACGACCACAACCGCAUGGAAAUCCUCAAGGUUAACGAAAACUUGAACGAGAGCUCGAAUUCGGUGUCGAACGACACCGAGCUGGCGAAAGAAGAAGAAGUUUUCAAGGAUUUGAUGGACUCGACGUCGGUGCCUGAGUUACCGGAGGUCCCCGAUUCCUCGAAACCGCAGAAAAAUUUUUCCGACAAUAAAACCGUCAAAAUCCCGGACAAAAAGAGCGAGAAUGUCACAGAAGUCGCAACGAAAUUGACAAACCCGAAGAAGCGCUUCGUGAAGUCGUUCGAAGAUUUUGAGUUGCUUCAGAACGAGCAGAGGAGAGCGCAGGAGGAAAAGGAGGAAGAGAUGAAGCGGGAGAAGGCGGUUAUUGUGGAACCCGUGGAAGCGGCGGCGGAGACACCCCCAGUGGAAGAAUCGCCGCCGCCGCUGCCGCCUCCCGAGGAACCACCGACGACUGCGGCAGAAGAAUUAGACCCGACGGUGGAAAAAACACCCUCGGAAUCGCCUCCAGUUGAAGAAGACGCGUCUCCAGUCGUGGACGAUCCACCAGUCGUGGAAGAACCGCCGCCCAUAGCAGAAGAGACGACGACAACUCCACUGGAAGAGAAAAUCGAAGACAAGAAAGAAGAACCAGAAGAAGACAAAUCCGAAUCUCAGGUUGUCGAAACUCCGGAAGUACCCGACUUCUCGGACCCGAAAGAAUUCCUCGAACCGAAGGAACCCCCCGAAGCCAAAUCCAUCGAUUCGAACUUACAAAUUUCCAAACUGAAAUGUCAAAUCAUGUCGAAACUAAGCGACGACGAGCCCGAAUCUUCAAAAGUAACGAAGAAAAGCUCGCACCGGACCCCUAGAAGCAAAAUCCUUGAGUCGUACAGAAACGACAAGUCUAAAGAAAAGCAGCGCCGAAGCGUCGACGAAAAAGAAGAAACCGCCGAAGAACUAAAAAAGGAGCACCACGCCCCAAAAAAGUCAAAAUUUCUAAAAUUCGCGCAGGAAGAAAACGACAAUGAAGACGAAGCGAUGAAAGAAGAAACGAAGAGUGACAUCAUCAAAGAAGUGGAAGCCAUCCCGGAGAAGAACCCUGACGAAGAAAUCGGCAAGAUCAACCAAAUCGACCAGUACUUGAACGACUUUCUUUUCGAUUUUCCGAAGAAGGCGGAAACGCCGCCGAAGGAGCUUGAAGAAACUAAAAUCGAAGAAGAGAAGGUCGAAAAACCGUCGAACGAGUUGCACAUUAAAUGUGUGACUAGUACCGACGAUCAAGAAAGCGAAGUCGUCGAUAUUUCAAUUAAAACUAAUUUAACGAAUUUUAACAAAAGCGAGGAAGAGAUGUCCGCUUUGAGCACUCUGGCGAUGGUUUCGCAGCUCGAAACCGCCCCGCCUGACGACAAAAUCGAUGAGCCGGUGAAGACGCCCUUCGAGCCGAAACCCGAACCCGAGCUUGUCCCCAUCGACGGGAAUUUAACCGUCGUUUCGGAGAAGGAUUUGGCCGACGGCCAGGUGGAAAUCACCGCCAGCGCCUCCCCCAUCUACAAGAAACCCGUGACUUUGACGAAUUUCUCGAUGGACUUUUCCGAGUGUAACAGCAACAGCACUAACGACAGCGUGACCAGCGAACUAGAAGAAAAACCGAAAGAAGAAACGAAGAAAAUCCCCGGUCCUGAAGACGUCUUCGACUUGGAAGAGCACAUCCCGUCGCAAAUCGUCGACAAAGCCAAACCGACGCCUCUGAGUCACUCUUCAAAACUUCUAGAAAGACUGACGGAACCGAAACCUAAAGACAAUUCGACUCCGAAAAGUUUAAAAGUGCCUACCAAAGAUAGUACAAAAGUCGCCAAGACGAAAUUCGUUAUAAAGCCGCCGCAAAAGGUGGCAAAACCUCCGCCGCCUCAAUCGAAUAAGCCGAUCAUCCUGUCGGAGAAGAUAAUCAAACCGGUGAAAGGAGCCGGAGAUUCGUCGGGCUCGGUGUCCGUGCAGAAGAUCACGUCGAAGCGGAACUUGCACGACCCGGACGAAAUCGACGCGUUUAUAAUCCAGAAAGGCGCGAAGAACGUGGACGAGGAGGACGAGGAGCACGAGGAGUUGGCAGAAAUACCUGCGAAGAAGUCGCGCAAGAACACGUCGGGGAUGGACCCGAAGAAGCUCCAAGUCUCGUCGACGGCCACCUCCGUGAAGAAAAGAGGCAAGGCGAAGAUUUUGCAGCAGACGAUCAUCACACCCGCCGGCGAAAUUAUACAACCGAACGUGGCGGCGGCGGCGGCGGCGGCGGUCGUGUCGCAAGACGACAACGUCUUCGAUAUCAACUCGAUGCCUAUAGUCUUAUCCGACCAAAUCCUGACGCCCGAGAGUAUAGAGAACAUGCCGAUUUACUUGAGCGAAUCGACGCCUGAACCCAUCACCCCCACCACGAAAAUCCAGACGACCAUAGUGAAGAAGACGCCCGUGACGGUGCAGAACCAGCAAGUGAGACUUUUGAAUAAGUCGAUCGCGUCGCCGGUGCCCAAGCUGGUCAAGACGCCCAAAAUUUUAGGCAGCGUGGGGUCCAAGCUGGUCAAGCACAAUUCGUUCUCGCCGGGGGCCGGGAAGCAUGGGAAGUACGUGAUCGUGACGCAGGCGGGGACGACGCCGACGAGUCGGUACACGGUGGGGAAGAAGCAGACGAUUAUCAAGAGGGUCGCUGGGGACCUGGGGGUCACGUCAGCCGGGACUUUGACUAAAGUGCAAAAUAUAGCGCCCGAGCCGAGCGGGAAUAAGAUUAUGAUACUGACGGACCAGCAGGGGCAGCAGCAGAGGGUGCUGCUGACGCCGGCGCAGCAGAAGAUGAUGGGGUACCAAGGACAAGGCGGGAAGGUCGCCAAGACGGUGGUCAAAGGCAACAUCGUCCAGAAGUCGAAAGACGGGCAAAUGACCGCCGUCCCCGGCUCCAGCGGGCUGCUCUCCAAGGGCCUCGCCUCGUCCCGCCUCGCCGGCCAGACCCUCAUCUCCAGCAGCGGCCACGUGCUCACCCCCGUCCACCCCUCGCAGGCCAAAGCCCUGCGCGUCGAGAAGCCCGCCCCCGGCCGCAAGAUCCAGAUGCAGAGCCAGAAGGUGCCCCUCAAGCCGCCGCAGAAGACCAUCCUGAUCAAGAACCAGCACGGCCAGACCGUGCGCAAGAUCCAAGGCACGGACGACGCGCUCCUCGACAAGCAGGUGGCCGAGCAGAUCGAGGCGAUCAAGGCGAGCGGCGCGCUGCACAAGCAGGAAGCGCUGGGCUACAAGGCGGCGCCGAAGACGGCGUUCCGCCGCUCGUACGCCAAGAAACCGGAGAGCCCGAAGCCGGCGCCGGUGCAGAAGCCGAAGGAGGCGGCGCCGCCGCCGCUCGCGCCGAUCUCGCCGAAGAAGGAGGAGCGCGCGGCGCCGGAGGGCAAGCAGGAGCGGGCGCUCCACCAGCUGGUGAUACAGGACGCGAUGGGCAACCAGACGACGAUCACGGAGGGGCAGAUCCUGGCGCUGCCGAGCGAGACGAUCGACGGCCAGCCGCAGUCGUAUAUGUUGGUCACGUUGGACGAGUCGGGGAAUCUGACGCCGCUGAAUAACGAGGCGCUGCUGUCGCUGGAUCCGAACCUCGGGCUGGGAGGGGAUCUGGGGAACACGGUGCUGCAGAUCGACCAGAGCGCGCUGAAGGAGGAGCCCGCGGCUCAACCCGAACCGGUCGAGGUGCCGAAACCCGAGCCGACAAUCCCCGAACCGCCACCCGAAGUGGUACAAAAAGAAGAAGAGAAACAAGUGGAGACGAGCCAAGAGCAGAUCGUCGAUUCGGCGGUGAUGCAAACGAUGGGCGAAACGGGACAACAAUUAAUAGUGACGGGAGAUCCCAUAGCCGCCCAGAAGUUCUUAGAAUCUUUAACCGAAGGAAACACCGAUCUGGCUAACAUUUUGGCUAGCGCCGAAGGCAGUAGUAUUCUGAUCCAUGCGGACGGUCAGCAGAUCCUCAUCAAUACGGAUUCGGAUAACCAGAUGCUUUUGUCGGUUAAUACCGACAAUCUGAACAUGGCGGAGAGCACAGAAGGCGGCGGCAAUCCGAUUUUUGCCACGCAACCCACGAAGAACCAGGAUAUCCUGGCGGCGGCUUUGGCAGACACGGACGUGUUCCAGCAGGAGCAGAACGGACAGAAAGUGUCCCAACUGAGUCCCAAUAGUGCUCUUUAUCCCAUGAACGUCGGGAAUGUUCUGGAGACGAGUCUGACGUUGAAUUCGCCAAUUAUGACACCACUAGAAGUGCCCAGUACCAACAGUAAGAAAAUUUCGGACGAGAGCGACAUUUUGAACCAAGUACCGAAAAACGUGGACCUACCUAUAACAAUCACCGACCCUAAUAUAUCUCAAACGGUCGCUCAGCAGCAGGUGGCGUCCAUGAUGGUGAACGAACUUCAAACUAAUCUAGAACUGUCACUGCCAAUCUCCGACGCAGCAAUAACGGUAACCUCGUCAGAAAUGAACAGUCCGAAUUUCGUGUAUUCGUUACCGAGUCUAGAUGGCGCCGACAUCAACCAGAAGCCGUUCAACAGCAGCAUGCCUUUGCUCACCGAAGACACCGACGAAGUCUCGAACGAAUCAAAAGAGACCAAGCCGGCGGCCAAACCCGACGAAGAAAAAGUAGAAGAGGACAAAAACGAGACGAAGAUCGAGUUAAACGAGGCGAAGAUUAGUCCGGACGGGUCGUUCUUGGACGAGAGCGAAGGCUUGUGCACGCUCGGGGGGGAGAUGUGCAGCUCGUUGAGUGAGCCGCCCCCGGACAUGUUCGACCUGUCGGCGGUGCUGUCGUCGCACCAGAUGAAGGCGGCGGCGAGUCCGAAGGACGAGAAUAAAGGGGGGUUGGUGAUCAUGGAGGAGAACGAGUUGAAGAUCGACGAUAAAGGGGGCGACGAGUCGGUGUCGAGCGAGUCGGUGAACCCGGACACGGCUUCGGUCACCGAGACGAGUUCCCCGAACACGAUGAACGAGGACUCGUGCGAGAUCCCGGUGCAGCCGGACAUCGUCGCCACGCUGAAGGAGGACGGGCUGACGACGGGCUGCAAGAGGGGGUCGGAGGACGAAAUCGAGGUCAACAAUAAGAAAUGUAAAUUUGACUGAGGGUAGUUAAGAGGAUGUAUAUAAUGUGUAUGAUAGGGAGUGAGGAGACGGCCGGAGGUUUCUUUUGUCGAAAUUCGUCAGUUAUCAUUUUGUAAAUAAAUUGUUAUUUAUGUACCAGGAUGUACAUAAAAGGCUUCUUUUUUAUUCAUAUCUUUUAAUAUACAAUAAUGAUUUAUAUUAAGAUAGGUAUAUCAUAUAUGCACAUUAGAUAAAGUUAUUGCUUAUUACAUUGUAGAUGUAUGUUUAGAUUAGCUUCCAUGUGUCAUUUGUGUGAUGAAUUUUUCGAUGAAAUUGGUACUGGAUAGGAUUUUCAUCUUAUUUUAGACGAAUUUUAAUUAAGCCUAUAGAGAUAAUGUUCUUUUAAAAAUUACGUUAUGUAUAAUUUUAUUGUAAUAAAAAAAUUAAUAUUGAA
Molecule: messenger RNA, 7028 nt
Organism: Zophobas morio
Lineage: Eukaryota; Metazoa; Arthropoda; Insecta; Coleoptera; Tenebrionidae
Product: titin-like
Exons: 7
Coding region: 263-6616 (2117 amino acids)
Source: RefSeq, a predicted model, not a curated record